Molecule: messenger RNA, 1650 nt
Organism: Erigeron canadensis
Lineage: Eukaryota; Viridiplantae; Streptophyta; Magnoliopsida; Asterales; Asteraceae
Product: UDP-glycosyltransferase 73E1-like
Exons: 1
Coding region: 94-1605 (503 amino acids)
Molecular function (GO): UDP-glycosyltransferase activity
Source: RefSeq, a predicted model, not a curated record
UAUGAGAUAAACAUAUAUAUGUAUAUAUAUAUAUACAUAAUCUUCACAAUAGUUCACAAGAAACCAACCUAAUAAGCUAUCUUUUGGAAAACAAUGGCUUCACAUCCCUCAGAUCUUCAUUUUGUCUUGUUUCCUCUAAUGGCCCAAGGCCAUAUGAUACCCAUAGUCGAUAUAGCACGACUACUAGCCCAACGAGGUUGUAUAGUUACAAUUAUCACAACUCCUGUUAAUGCCAACCGUUUCAAACCGGUCAUUGCUCGUGCAAAAGAUGAUGAGAAGCUCAAGAUUCAACUUCUUGAACUCAGAUUCCCAUCUGUCGAAGUUGGUUUGCCCGAAGGAUGUGAAAACUUUGAUAUGAUUCAAUCAGCACCACUUUUUUUGAAACUGUUUGAAGCUGCAGGAAUGCUAGAGGAACCUGCCGAAAAGAUGCUCAAGGGGCUAACUCCGGCUCCAAGUUGCAUCAUUUCUGAUAAUCUUUUUCCUUGGACAGGUGAUUUAGCUCGAAAGCUAAAUAUUCCAAGGCUUGUUUUCCAUGGACCGGGUUGUUUCACAUUCCUAUGCAUACAUAUGGCCAUGCAUACUAAUCUAUUGGAGAAAAUCGUCUCUGAUUCCGAGUACUUUGUGCUACCCGGCAUUCCUGACCACAUUGAACUAACCAAAGUGCAGGCUUCGGGUUGGGGGGCUAGAGACACGAAGGAAACAGCGGGGUUCUUUGAAACUGUACUAAAAGCGGAGGAAGCUGCGAAUGGGAUUGUGGUUAAUAGCUUUAGGGAGUUGGAGCCUUACUAUGUUGACGAGUUUGCAAAGGUGAAAAACAAAAAAGUAUGGUGUAUUGGCCCGGUUUCACUAUGCAACCAAAGUUUACAAGAUAAAGCAGAGAGAGGAUCCAAGGCUGCAAUUGACCAACAAGAUUGCAUAAAAUGGUUGGACUCAAGGGAAGAACCAAGUUCUGUAAUAUUUGUUUGCUUAGGAAGUCUAGCUCGUGCUUCCACCAAACAAAACAUUGAGGUCGGUUUGGGAUUAGAGUCAUCAAAAGUAUCCUUUAUAUGGUGCAUAAGGCAAACAACUGAGGAACUAGAGAAAUGGUUCUUAGAAGAAGGGUAUGAAGAAAGGGUGAAAGAUAGAGGGCUUAUAGUCCGUGGAUGGGCACCACAAGUUUUGAUUUUGUCACACCAUGCCGUUAGUGGUUUCAUAACACAUUGUGGAUGGAACUCGACUCUAGAAGGGGUAACUGCAGGAGUUCCUAUGGUUACAUGGCCACAUUUUGCAGACCAAUUUAUAAAUGAACGGUUUAUAGUAGACGUUUUGAAAAUUGGAGUGAAAAUUGGUGUGGAAGUGCCUGUUCUAAUUGGGGAGCAAGACAAGGUGGGAUCUUUCGUGACAAAAGAAAAUGUCAAGAUCGCAGUGGAAUGUAUAAUGAGCGAAGGAGAGGAAGGAGAAGCAAGAAGGAAGAGAGCUAAAGCGCUUGGGGAAAUGGCAAAAAGAGCGAUGGAUGAAGGAGGCUCGUCUCAUCUCUAUUUGACAUCAAUGAUUCAAGACACUAUCGGAUUAUUAGGCAAAGAAUCUGCUGCAACCGUUAAAGAUAACAUCGUGCAAGAAUUGUAACUUCCUUCGAUUUUUGAGUAAUAUAUAUCCAUAAAUUUUUUGUCA